AUGUCCCCCCACUCCUCCUCUAACCGCUCGAGCCUUGAGCCGAGCAGCAACCCGUCCAGCCCGUCUCCAUCGCCUGCCGGGACGCCACCAGACCCGCCGAGGAAACGCACAAGAGCCAGCAAGCCCAAGCAACCCGCCUGUCUCCGAUGCACCUCGACCGGCCGGACAUGUGACGGUUACGACAAAGCCGCCCUCGCCCGGUACCGCUCGCCAGAUCCGAACCAGACGGCAGAGCGAGCCAGGGCCGAGUUUGUGAGGGCAUGCGAGUGGAACGAGACCCUCCGGUCCAUGCGACGGAUCGAGGCCGACAUCGAUGGAACCGAGACCGAGAAGCGACUGUUCGCCCGCUUCCGGGCUGCCACGGCCGACGGGGUUGCCGCACACCUCUGCAACUUUGCAGCCUUUUGGCGGAGGUUGAGUCCAUCGACCGGCUGCCAGGACGACGCCGUCAAGCAUGCCGUGAUAGCCUUGGCCGCCGCCUACCAGCUCUUCCAAUACCCGGACGAGCCCGUCAUCGAUGGUUUCGCCCGUGGAGAUCUCGAAGUCUUCACCAUUCAGCAAUAUAGCCGGUCCAUCGAGCGGUUGCAGAACCAUGCCGGUUCCUCGAGCCCGGAGAGCCUCCGCUUGACACUCGUCUGCUGUUUGGCCUUCAUCUCGCUUGAGACCCUACGUGGUAACCACGAGAUAGCCGUCACUCACCUCACCAACGGCCUGCGUAUCCUCCAAUCCCUCCCUGAUUCCACCUUUGACUGCCUCGCCGAUGGCUCUAUGUUUUGCUGGCCGUCGAGCCGGGACUCGCUGCUCAUGUCCGACAUCGUCCAGCUCUUCGCCCGGUUCGAGCUGUCGGCGUGCUUCUUCACCCACGGCAUCCAGCCCGUCAUCUCGGCGCGCGGGUACCUCACCCGCCGUUUCGACGACGGCUCCACCUACAACCUCUUCCACGACGUCCUGCACGCCCACAUGGCCAUGUCCUGCUUCCAACACGACGUUCCCUGCCACGAUCACCAGCAACCAACAACAGACGGCAGACAACAACACGCCUUCACCUCCCCAGCCCAAACACCAAGACCAACACCAUCAACUCCUCCCCACCAACCCAGACCGCGACCCAAGCCUCCUACCCACAAUCCUACAUCUUCGCCUCGCGCCUGUGCGCCAACACCCGCGACAGCCCCAGCACACCUCUGUUCCCCACCGCCGACGCCCACACUCACCUCCUCGGACCCCUCUAUCCUCGUCGCCACGCAUACCCCCGACCCGGACACGCGCGCCGCGGCGGCCGCGUUGCUGGCGGAUGCGCUGCAUCGCGGGGGGUUGGCCGAGGUUGGUGUUGUCAGUAUUGGUGGGGUGGGGGAGAGGGGGCGUAGUCGUGCGCGGCAGCUGGGGGUGGGAGUGGGGUUGGGACUUGGGUUGGACUUGGGGAUGGAGGCGGCGAGGAGGGCGCAGAGGACGUUGAGUGUUGUGGGGAGGGUGGUGGCGGGGGCAAGGGAGAGGGAGGCGAUGGUUGCGGUGGGGGGGAGUGGGAGCGGUGUGGGUGGUGUUGGUGGUGUUGGUGGGGGGUUGUUGCUGACGUCGUCGGUUGAGGUGCCGCGGGCGUUGAUGGGUGCGGGGUGUCUCUCCCGCGCUUUGGGAUGGAUUGGUUGCUGCUGCGGCUUCUUCGUUGCUGGAACGGCCCGGGAUGGGAUGGUAUAA
Molecule: messenger RNA, 1692 nt
Organism: Chaetomium globosum CBS 148.51
Lineage: Eukaryota; Fungi; Ascomycota; Sordariomycetes; Sordariales; Chaetomiaceae
Exons: 5
Coding region: 1-1692 (563 amino acids)
Source: RefSeq, a predicted model, not a curated record